AUGGAUGUUGGUUUCUCUGGCUACCCUUUUACUUGGACGAAUGGGAGACGGGGACUGGACAAUAUUCAGUGUAGAUUGGAUAGAGUCCUUGCUAACAAUGCUUUCAUGGAGUCUUUCCCUCUUUCUAAGGUAUUUCACCUUCCCAGAUUUGGUUCCGACCAUGCUGUCCUAAGGAUUGUAAUAGAGAGGGAGAGUUUCCCGGAACGGAAGAGGCACCUUUUUAGAUUCGAAGAUGUGUGGUUUAAAGAACCAAAUUGCGAGAGGUUGGUAAGGCAAUUGUGGUCUGAGACCUCUGGAUUCAUUUCUGAUAAAACUAAAUCUGUCCAAGCCCUCCAGGAUGUCUUCAAACACUUGAGUACGGGGAACUUAGGAAAAGAACUUAAACGCAUUGAAGUUUUGCUCCAAGAUGAAAGAAGGUGGUCUGAAGAUCCAAGAGAGAUGGAGAAUUACAAAGCCCUUGAAGCUCAAAGAAACAAGCUUCUGUUUUUGGAGGAGACCAUGUGGAGGCAACGGAGUCGUGCGGUGUGGCUCAAAGGGGUAGAUAGAAACACAAAGUUCUUUCAUUACAAGGCUAGUCAAAGGAGGCAAACUAAUAGGAUUAAGAAACUCAUGGAUGCUAGAGAAGUUAAGGCAGCUGUUUUUCAGAUGCAUCCUAACAAAGCCCAUGGUCCCGACGGGUUACCGGCUGUCUUCUUCCAAAGAUUUUGGAAUAUUGUUGGAGGUGAGGUCACUAAUUCUGCCUUGAGUAUUCUUAACAACGGUCAAGACACGACUUUGAUCAAUUCGACCUUCAUCGCUCUUAUUCCGAAGAUUAAACAUCCUAGACUCCCUCAAGACUUCCGCCCUAUCAGUCUCUGCAAUGUCGUGAUGAAAGUGGUUACAAAGGUCAUCGCUAACCGUAUUAAGGAGCUUCUGCCUGAAAUCAUUAGUGAGGAGCAAAGUGCCUUCGUCAAAGGCCGGCUGAUUACAAAUAACGCUCUUAUUGCCAUGGACUGCUUCCAUUGGAUGAAGAACAAAAAAGUUGGGAAGAAAGGAGUUAUGGCUUUGAAGCUGGAUAUGUCCAAGGCAUAUGAUCGCAUUGAAUGGGAUUUCGUGGUUGGGACCCUUGAAGCUUUUAACUUCCCUACGGGUAUGAUUCAUAAAGCUGCUGCCUCAAAGGACCUCCAUGGAAUUCAGGUUGCAAGGAAAGCUCCGGUUAUUUCUCACCUGUUUUUUGCGGAUGAUAGCCUUCUUUUUUUACGGGCUAAUGAGGAGGAAGCGGACAUAAUACUCCAACUUCUCCAGACUUAUCAACAAGCUUCAGGGCAGGUGGUCAAUAUUGAGAAGUAUGAAGUCUCGUUCAGUAGCAACGUCAGUGAAGCUUCUAGGGAGAAAGUUGUUUUCUCUUUGGUUGUGGAGAAAGUGUGGAAAAAAGUCAAGGGGUGGAAGGAAGGCUUUUUGUCCAAGGCAGGGAAGGAAGUCCUUAUUAAGGCUGUGGCACAAGCGAUUCCGACCUUCAUUAUGAGUUGUUAUAAACUUCCAGAUUGUGUCUGUGAUGAGAUUGAGUCAAUUUUAUCCAGGUUUUGGUGGGGGUCAAAAGAAGGUGAGAGGAAAAUUCACUGGAUGAGUUGGGACAAAUUGGAUCGUUCAAAGAGCGACGGUGGAAUGGGCUUCCUUGGUUUCAGGGAUUUCAAUACCAGUCUCCUGAGUAAGCAAUUUUGGAGACUUUGGCAAGGAGAGGGAUCUCUAUUGGAGCGGUUUUUCAAGGGGAGAUACUAUCCUAGGAGCUCUAUUGCGGAGGCGGGUUUGGGUUACAAACCAAGCUACGCCUGGAGGAGUAUUUAUAGUUCUAGAGAUGCUGUUUUGAGGGGUUCCAUAUGGCGUAUUGGGAACGGUGAGCGGGUGAAGAUAUGGACUAAUAACUGGAUUCCUUCUCUUCCGGGUUUCAAACCCCUAAGUCCUUUGGUUCCUCAAAACACUGAUGUGUUGGUCAGUUCUCUAAUUGAUAGUGACCUGUGCUGUUGGAAGAUGGACUCCUUGAGGGAGUUGUUUGGUGACAGUGACGUUGCUCACAUAGCUUCUAUUCCCAUUUCUAAGGUGGUGCUGGAAGAUAAGUUGGUGUGGAACGCCGAGAAGCACGGAGAUUCCUCUGUCAAGACUUCGUAUCACCUUCUAGGAAAUGCUCGACGGAGCAGCAUCCCUGGCCCUUCGGUUAGUGAUGAAGAAGGCUUUUGGAAAUUGUUAUGGGGAGCACCUAUUGAGAAUAAAAUAAAAGAAUUUUUGUGGAGGAGCAAGGAUAUCAAGCUUUGCCAAGUGAUUAGUAUUGGGCUUUGGAAGGAUUGGCCAUGUCAUAUGCUUAUUGCCAAAGAUGUGUGGCUUUCUUCAACUGAGUUUGAUAGCUGCAAGACAGCUUCUGUGGAUCGUUUAUUGCCGGCGCAGGUUGAGCAUAUGUAUGGUAAUUCAUGGAUUAUCCAAUCAGAUGCAGGUUGCUUUAAGGGAGGGAUAGUUUCUCUUGGUUGUGUCAUCAAGUCUGCCAAGAAUGGAAUUUUGCUUUCUGCUACCCAGAGGCUUACCAAUUUUAUCAACCCCGGAUCGGCUGAAGCUCUUGGGAUUCGGUGGGGAAUGCAGCUAGCUAAGGUUUUCAAACUUGACGAUGUGGUUUUCCAGUCGGAUGCGCUUGGAGUGGUUGAUUGUGUUAAUGGAGUGUGUUCUAUGCCGGAUCUUGAUCCUAUUGUCUCGGAAUGUAUUUUGCUGCGUAACAACUUUAAGUCUUCUACUGUCAUGUUCGUAGGUAGGGAGUCCAAUACUGAUGCUCAUAGUUUGGUGGGCAUUGGGAAGUUGGUUGGCUCUCGCACUUGGUUAGGUGUUAUCCCUCUGAUUGAGGAGAUUCGUGUGGCUCACACAGAUCCUAUUGUUGAUGAUGAUACUCCUACUGGUGAUGAUACAGGCGUUACAGCUCCUGCUUCGACAGAGGCAUUUGUUCACACUGAUGGAGCAUUUUUGGGAGGACCUAGUGACCAAUCACUACUCACCGAGUAUGCUGACCAUGAUUUAGGAGUCAUUGAGGAGGCUGAUCUAGAGGAGUUUGAUGCUAACAGGGGAUAUCACAUUCGCAUGUCUUGGCUUCGGAAUAGGUAUGAUGAGUUUGUGGAGGCAAUGAUGUAUGAUACAACCAUUACGGUGUACAUGCUACAUCUAGUAGCAUGUACUCUCUUUGCAGAUACGUCUCAUGUUUAUAUUGAUGCUCAGUACAUGUGGUUCUUCAUUAACCUUAAGAUUAAUAGUUGGGCUUAG
Molecule: messenger RNA, 3273 nt
Organism: Vicia villosa (hairy vetch)
Lineage: Eukaryota; Viridiplantae; Streptophyta; Magnoliopsida; Fabales; Fabaceae
Exons: 7
Coding region: 1-3273 (1090 amino acids)
Molecular function (GO): RNA-DNA hybrid ribonuclease activity; nucleic acid binding
Source: RefSeq, a predicted model, not a curated record